Messenger RNA from Triticum aestivum (bread wheat), 741 nucleotides. Its product is annotated as TLC domain-containing protein At5g14285-like. The record is from RefSeq and is a predicted model, not a curated record. The transcript has a single exon. Gene Ontology annotation, cellular component: membrane. Lineage: Eukaryota; Viridiplantae; Streptophyta; Magnoliopsida; Poales; Poaceae. Bases 1 to 741 code for a protein of 246 amino acids.
AUGGAGUAUGAUGCUUCAUCCACGACGGGGUCCAUGUUCCUGCCUUUCCUUGCGAUGUUCGGGGCCAUCUACCUCCUCGGCUACUUUGUGGUCUUCCGGCGCUGGAGCCUGCAGCAGCGGCCGGACGCGUCCAGCUGCCUCACCUCGCUCUUCCACGGCACGCCGGCAACGCUGCUGGCGCUGCGCGCAGUGCGGUCCAGCUCGAGGGCUGGCGACCUCGCGGCGCCCAACAUGCCUGCCGACGACCUCGCCCUCGACUUCAGCACGGCCUACUUCACUGUCGACCUCAUCCACUACCUCGUCUUCCUGCCCCACGAGGUGCUCUUCGUGGCGCACCACCUCGCCACGCUCUACGUCUUCGCCACCUGCCGCGCCGCCGUGCGUUGCGGCGCCUACGGGUUGCUCGCCUUGGAGGUGCUCGCCGAGGUCACCAGCCUGGCGCAGAACCUGUGGACGCUGGCCGGCAUGCGGCGCGCCGACUCGCUGCUGGCCGCCAGGGCGCACGCCGUGUUGUCGCUCCCGUUCUACCCGGCUUACACGGCCAUGAGGGCGGUCCUCGGGCCGGUCUGGUUCGUGAGGAUGGUGAAAUUCUAUGCCGCCGAUGGUGGUGUGCCGACGUGGGCGUGGGCGUCGUGGAGCGUGGUGAUUGGGUCCGCGAUACUGGUGAGCGUGCUGUGGGUGGGCAACCUGUGGUUGGUCUACUUCAGACAAAGGAUGGGGAACAACAAGAAGGAACAAUGA